Messenger RNA from Penicillium vulpinum, 1104 nucleotides. RefSeq lists its product as uncharacterized. The transcript has a single exon. Lineage: Eukaryota; Fungi; Ascomycota; Eurotiomycetes; Eurotiales; Aspergillaceae. The coding region runs from base 1 to 1104 and encodes 367 amino acids. Gene Ontology annotation, cellular component: cytoplasm. The record is from RefSeq and is a predicted model, not a curated record.
AUGGCGCCAAUCCCCAUAACGAUCGUGACGGGCUUCCUCGGCUCGGGCAAAACAACCCUCCUCCUCAACCUAAUCCCGCAACUCCCAAAGACAUACAAGCUCGCCCUCCUCAAGAACGAAUUCGGCGACGUAGCCGUUGACUCUCAACUCGCCUCAACACAAUCCAUCAGCGGCGUGCGCGAGCUGCUCAAUGGCUGUAUCUGCUGCAACCUUGUUGGGCAGCUCAGCGAUGCACUUGAUCAGCUCCGCACUGAAGUGCAACCCGACCGCAUCGUGAUCGAGACUAGCGGCAGCGCAUUCCCUGCAACGCUUGCAAUGGAAGUAAACCGCCUUGCGCGCGAACAGGGUGGAAAUUACGUUCUCGAUGGUGUGAUCAGCGUUAUUGAUGUCGAGAACUGGGAGGGAUAUGAGGAUACCUCGUACACGGCGAAGAUUCAAGCGAAGUAUACCGAUUUGAUUGUUUUCAAUAAGUGGGAGGAUUCACCUCAGCGGUUUGAUGUUUGUUUGGAUCGGGUGGGUGAUUUGGAGGUCGAGACUCCUUGGGUGAAGUCGAACAAGGGGAGGGUUGAUAUGGAUGUGCUGCUGGGUAUUGAUGGGGCUUUGUUUAAGGAGGCGGAGGAUGGGGCUGCGGCUGGACAUGGACAUGACCAUGGACAUGACCAUAAGCAUCAGCAUGAUCAUCAGUCUGAGGUGGAGGUUCUUUCUGUUGUUUUGAAGUCCGAUGUUGAGGGGAAGACGGUCGAUGUUGCUGCUCUGGAGCGGUUCCUCUCUUCGGCGUCUCGUGAGGAGGUGUAUCGCAUCAAGGGAAUUGUUCGCUGCUCGAACCAGGAUCUUCCGGUCGAAUCAUCGGAUAAUUCGAUUGUGAGAAAGACACUCGAGACGUCUGGAGUGCAGUAUUACAUUCUCAACUGGGCGUUUGGACGCUGGACUUGCACUCCUUCUACCAUGGUUGCGGAAUCUGCAGACCCAGCUGUCAUCGCCCGCAUUACAUUGAUUCUGGCUCGGUACGAGUCAGCCAAGUGGAAAAAGAAGCUUGAAGCUGGUGAGCUGGUCCAGGCGGGCGAGGGAGAGGGUGUGGAGUUGAGUGUGGAGCGCUUGGUCUAG